UGGGGCUCGUGGACUGUCACUGCCAUCUCUCCGCCCCGGAGUUUAACAGCGAUCUGGAUGAAGUGUUGGAGAAAGCCAAGAAGGCUCAUGUCACGGCUCUGGUGGCAGUUGCUGAACAUGCAGGAGAAUUUGAAAGGAUUAUGCAACUUUCAGAAAGGUAUACUGGAUUCAUCCUGCCAUGUCUGGGAGUUCACCCAGUUCAAGAACUUUCACCAGAAGAACCAAGAAGUGUGACAUUAAAGGAUUUGGAUGUAGCUUUGCCUAUUAUUGAGAAGUACAAGGAUCGGUUGUUGGCAAUUGGAGAGGUGGGGCUAGACUUCUCCCCCAGAUUUGCUGGCACUGAGGAACAGAAAGAAGAACAAAGACAGGUCCUGAUCAGACAGGUCCAAUUGGCCAAAAGACUAAAUGUGCCUUUAAACGUGCACUCACGCUCAGCAGGAAGACCCACCAUCAACCUCUUACGUGAACAAGGUGCUGAACGGGUCCUGCUGCACGCAUUUGAUGGUUGGCCGUCCGCAGCCAUGGAAGGAGUCAGGGCAGGCUACUACUUCUCAAUCCCGCCGUCCAUCAUAAGAAGUGGACAGAAGCAGAAGCUUGUGAAGCAGCUGCCUCUAAGCUCCAUCUGCUUAGAGACAGAUUCGCCUGCUCUGGGACCAGAAAGACAGACACGGAACGAACCCUGCAACAUUUCCAUUUCAGCAGAAUUCAUUGCCCAAGUGAAAGGGAUCUCAGUGGAAGAAGUCCGAGAAGUGACGACACAGAAUGCAUUGAAACUGUUUCCCAAGCUGCAGUACCUGCUCCAGAAAUAGCUUCAAAACCACCCACUACACAGCCAGGGCAGCUCAGGGCAGCACUGAGGAAAACAAGUGUUUGAAUGAACAAUGGUCUGAAAUGAAGAGGCCAUUUUAUAUGGACAGCAGUCAUAGUCUUACAGAAACAUUUCCCUUAAAAACAAAUCCUGGGCUGAGAGAUGGCUCAGCCACUAGGAGCACUCAGUUGCUGCUCUUCCAGAGGACGCGCAGUGCCAGCACCCACGCUGGGUGACUUGUAGCUGCCCUCAACUCCAGAAGAUGCAGCCCCCCUCUUCUGGCCUCCUCUGCCACUAGCACACAGGUGGCAUACCCUACACACACACCUAAACAUGAACAAAAAUAAUAAAAAUAAUGAUUUCUAAAAAUGCUGUUUUUAAAAAAGA
This is a messenger RNA of Cricetulus griseus (Chinese hamster), 1195 nucleotides long. NCBI's taxonomy places the organism in Eukaryota, Metazoa, Chordata, Mammalia, Rodentia, Cricetidae. The record is from RefSeq and is a predicted model, not a curated record.